GAGAUUCAUGUGAUUGGUUGUUGGUCGCGUUGCUCGAAUAAAAUCCCCAAGCUUCAGACACGCCCAGCUCCAAGCUUUUUUUGAAGCUGUAGUGUGGACGCUCCGUCAUACUGACGCCAGCUCCACAGGCCAUGGAGCUGUGUUAUAUCAAGAGCAAGAAGGAGUUAAGAGAGUAAUUGCCUAUGCCAGCAGAGGACUUUCCCGUAGUGAAUCCAAUUAUCCAGCUCACAAACUCGAAUUCCUUGCCCUCAAGUGGUCCGUAACAGAAAAACUCAAUGACUAUCUGUAUGGCAAUCCUUUCACAGUGGUGACCGACAGCAACCCUCUCACUUAUAUUCUAACAUCAGCCAAACUGGAUGCAACCAGUUGCAGAUGGCUUGCAGCACUAUCCACCUUUUCUUUUAAAAUCCUAUAUCGUGCUGGGAAACAAAGCGCAGAUGCCGAUGGACUUUCCCGCAGACCACAUGGUGGUCUCAUUGAUGAUCAGAAAUCAAUGAAGGAGAGGGAAAUAAUUUGGAAAUUUGCCCAACAGCAUCUGUUUGAUCCUGCUUUGAUCCCCAUUGAGCAAUCCACUAUACAAGCCAUUUGUGAUAGACAGCUCAUUUACAGUUCAAACGACAGCAAACAUACUAUCGCUCUUGUGCAGUCCAUGUCCACUGAUGUACUACCGGACAGUUUUGUAAAUGACAGUCAGUUUGAGUCCUCAUUCACUCCUCAGCUUACUGAGACUGAGAUAGCAGAAACACAAAGAGCAGACCAAACCAUCAGGCAUAUCAUCUCUCAAUUGGAACAUGGAGAAACAGUACCACCUACUUUGAGGGAUGAACUCCCUGAGUUGCCCCUUCUCCUCCGAGAACUGAAUCGUUUGGAGCUCCGGAGCAACAUUCUUGUUAGGAGGAGGCAAAUAGGAACUCAAAGCUCUCAUCAGAUUGUCUUGCCACCUGAAUUCCGUCACCAAGUCCUGACCAGUCUACACGACAACAUGGGUCACAUGGGAAUAGAAAUAACUCUAGACUUGGUUCGUGCCAGAUUUUAUUGGCCAAGAAUGUCCACUGAUGUCUACAACAAGAUACAAACGUGUGAGAGGUGUGUAAAAAGAAAGGCUUUGCCUGAAAAAGCUGCACCUCUUGUAAACAUUAGAACCACAAGACCUCUUGAACUUGUCUGCAUGGAUUAUCUGUCGUUAGAACCGGACAGAAGUGGUACUAAGGACAUUCUUGUCAUCACAGAUCACUUUACCAAGUAUGCCAUUGCUAUUCCCACACCCAACCAGAAGGCUAGGACAGUGGCCAAAUUUCUAUGGGAAAACUUUUUCAUUCACUACGGAAUUCCAGACAAACUACACAGCGAUUAGGGACCGGACUUUGAGUCCAGGACAAUAAAGGAACUAUGCCAAAUCACAGGAAUUCAUAAAAUAAGGACUACACCAUACCACCCAAGAGGAAACCCGGUUGAGCGUUUCAAUCGCACACUCUUGAGUAUGCUUGGAACCUUGAAAGAGUCGGCCAAAACGCAUUGGAAAGACUUUGUGAAACCCCUUGUACAUGCCUACAACUGCACAAAGAAUGACGUUACAGGAUUCUCGCCAUACGAACUCAUGUUUGGACGGCAACCACGCCUACCAAUUGACUUAGCUUUUGGACUACCUCUUACAAACAAACAACAUACAUCUCACUCUCAGUAUGUCCAAGAUUUAAAGUCUCAUUUGGAGGAAAGCUACAAGAUAGCAACUGGAAACGCAGAAAAUAUCAUGCAGGAGAACAAAAUAAGAUUUGACAAGCAUAUCAUUGCUGCUGAUCUUUCCGUUGGAGACCGUGUCCUCGUCAGAAAUGUAUGUCUGAAAGGAAAACAUAAGCUAUCAGACAAAUGGGAAUCUGAAGUGUAUGUUGUUACCAAAAGAGCUGGAACAUUGCCUGUCUACACAGUCAGACCAGAGAAAAAAUAUAGUCCCCAACGUACCUUACAUAGAGAUCUUCUUCUUCCUUGUGGGUACCUAUCUGCCCCAGAAAUCCCACUUCCGACACAAAUCCGCAAGCCCAUAACUCGUUCCAACACAGAACAUCUAAAAAAUCACGUCGACAUUGAUGAAGAUGAAACCCCAAUAUACUGGUACAGUGAAUUGCCCAUCUCUGAGCUUUCAAGAUUCACCACCAUACUUGACAUACCAGCAGAUCCCAUUAGUUCUCCUUCCAGCACAAUACUACCAACUACCAAUAGCACAGCCCCUGUUGGUGCAGCAGCAGAGGAUGCUGCUCAGAACCUCUCUGAACUGAAAAGAACUGGAAAGGAACCAGCAGAAAUUGCUAAAGAGGAACAAGCAGACAUUGCUGAAGAGGAAAGGGCCCGUUCCUCUGAAGACGAUGACUUGCCAAUCUCCACUUCAGACAAUGUGGAUGAACUUCCAAUACGUUCAACUAGGAACAGGAAACCACCAGAACGACUUCGCUACGCAAAACUUGGACAACCAGUAUUAGACACCUUCCAUACACAUUUUCAUGGGUUGGCUACUGCCUUCACAUAUGCCUUAACAGACACUGAGAUUCCCUUGCACACAUUGCAGCAACCAAUUAGCACACAACCAGGUCCAUGUCCGAGACGUACAUGAGAUCAGGGGGGGAAGUGUAACCCAGGUUAAAAAACCUUCAAUCCUAGCAGGCUCCUGUAGCUCAGUAUAAAUGGCAGCCAGGUCACUUCCGUUUCCUUUGCUGGUCGUUUGUGAUGCUGGUUGCUACGUUGAUGCUACAUGCUACACACAGGGAUUCCUCCACGAUUCCUAAACAGAUUAACGUUUGGUUAACAAUUGCUGCAAUCAGCGGUCAGGUUUUUUGUUUGGAUAUAUUUUUUUUGCCAGGUGCUUGCCGCACCUGAUGACCUUUCAUGGACCUUGAUGGCGAGCUAAGAUUCUAAAUCUAUCCUCCCUGCCACAUGGUGAAGUAGAAUUAAACGGAAAUGAAUGAACUUUACCCCGGAAGCUUUUCUUUUGUUGUCUUUUGCCUUUACUGGGCACCUGAAAAUAAUCAUGUGAAUUUGAAUGAACUUGUUGAUAUCUUGAAUACAACUAUUUUGUAACGCA
Messenger RNA from Gymnodraco acuticeps, 3073 nucleotides. RefSeq lists its product as uncharacterized. NCBI's taxonomy places the organism in Eukaryota, Metazoa, Chordata, Actinopteri, Perciformes, Bathydraconidae. Gene Ontology annotation, molecular function: nucleic acid binding. The record is from RefSeq and is a predicted model, not a curated record. The transcript is spliced from 2 exons. The coding region runs from base 1481 to 2605 and encodes 374 amino acids.